Messenger RNA from Raphanus sativus (radish), 2573 nucleotides. RefSeq lists its product as uncharacterized. Bases 9 to 2150 code for a protein of 713 amino acids. The transcript has 4 exons. Lineage: Eukaryota; Viridiplantae; Streptophyta; Magnoliopsida; Brassicales; Brassicaceae. The record is from RefSeq and is a predicted model, not a curated record.
AUUUUACGAUGCGAGCAGUUCUGCUGUGGACGAUAAGUGACUUUCCUGCUUAUGGAAUGUUGUCUGGCUGGACAACUCAUGGAAGGUUAUCUUGUCCAUAUUGUCAUGGAUCUACGGAUGCUUUUCAACUGAAGAAUGGUAGAAAGAGUUGUUGGUUUGAUUGUCAUCGUCGAUUUCUUCCUGUUGCCCAUCCUUACAGAAGAAAUAAGACAUUGUUUAGGAAAAACAAAGUUGUCAGAGACAGUCCUCCUCCAUAUCUCACAGGCCAGCAGAUCGAGGAGGACAUUGAUUAUUACGGAGCUCAGAAAACUGUGAAGCAAGGAGGAAACUGGCAUGUUCCUGGUAAUAUGCCUGAUGGGUAUGGGGUUUCUCACAAUUGGCAUAAGAAAAGUAUAUUUUGGGAGCUACCUUACUGGAAAGAUCUUCUUUUACGCCACAACCUGGAUGUGAUGCAUAUAGAGAAGAACUUUUUUGACAACAUCAUGAAUACAAUACUGAACGUCCCAGGGAAGACAAAAGAUAACAAAAAGUCAAGGAUGGACGUACCCGAUAUUUGCUCAAGAAGUGAGUUACAUAUCAAGAGCAAUGGAAAUGUUCCUGUUCCCAGCUUUCGAUUGUCAUCAGAAGCAAAGUCAACUUUGUUUGACUGGGUUGCAUCAGAAGUGAAGUUUCCUGAUGGUUACGUUUCAAAUCUGUCAAGAUGUGUUGAACGAGGUCAAAAGUUCUCAGGAAUGAAGAGUCAUGAUUGUCAUGUGUUUAUGCAACGACUACUUCCAUUCGCUUUUGCUGAGCUCCUUCUAACAAAUGUACAUGAAGCACUUGCAGCGAUCAGAGCUUUCUUCAGAGACCUUAGCACACGUACGUUCAAGGAAGAAGUCAUCGAACAACUUCAUGAGAACAUCCCGAUCAUAGUGUGCAACCUAGAGAAGAUAUUUCCUCCAUCAUUUUUUGACGUCAUGGAACAUCUAGUUGUCCACCUCCCGUACGAAGCAUUACUUCGCGGACCUGUUCACAAUGGAUGGAUGUAUCCAUAUGAGCGCUCUAUGAAACAUUUGAAGGGGAAAGCAAGAAAUCUUGCAAAGGUGGAAGGUUCGAUUGUGGCUGGAAGUUUGACAGCAGAAACAUCUAACUUCACAUCAUACUACUUUGCUUCAACGGUUCGUACGAGGAAAAGAGUUCCUAGAAGAUAUGAUGAUGGUGGAGUACCGCAAUCUUAUGCAGUAGACGGUGUUCCUGACAUUUUCUGCCAAAUUGGACGGUUUGGUGGUAAACUGAGAGAAGUAUGGUGGUCCAGUGAUGAGGAUAAGCAUAGUGCCCACACUUAUAUUCUGCUCAACUGCGAGGAUGCUGUGAUGCGUUCUUUUGAAAGCUUGUUUGUAUCUCAAGUUGAAGAAGCAAUACCAGGAAUAUCCGGAACCGAGGUGGAUGCAAGGAAAGAUAAGCACUUUGUCAAGUGGUUAAAAGGACAGGUUGAUUAUGACGAUCCAUAUUAUCCUGUAUGGUUUCAUGAUUUGAUCCAAGGUCCAGUAGCAAAGGUCACCACAUCAUCUAUGUACUUCACACGAGGUUUCACUUUUCAUACAUAUGAGUAUGGGAGACGUCGGGCAACGAGCAACUACGGGAUAUGUGUGAAAGGUGAAACAGACUUUUACGGGAUCUUGCAAGAGAUUAUUGAAGUGGAAUUUCCAGGGUUGUUGAAGCUAAAAUGUGUCCUCUUCAAAUGCGAGUGGUUCGACCCGGUGGAGAACCGUGGUGUUCGGUUUAACAAAUUUGGUGUUGUGGAUAUCCAUUCUGGGAGAAGAUAUAACAAAUUCGAGCCUUUCAUCUUAGCUUCCCAAGCCGAACAAGUUAGCUUCCUUCCAUACCCUCGCCUUCGAAGUUCUGGGAUAAAUUGGUUAACUGCUAUCAAAAUAACACCUCGUGGACGGAUUGUUGCUGGAGAAGAACCACCUUUGCAAGAAGAAGAUGCAAUCAAUGAAGUUGAGGUACCUGAUCAACAAACUGAUGAAAUUCUUUUGAUCGACUCGGAUAACUGUCAAUAUGAAGAUCUUCCCGAAGAUGUGACGGAUGAAGCACGUGAAGAUGAGUUCGAUAGAAGCGAUGAUGAUCAUUGUAGUGAUGUUGAUGAGAACUCAAACGAUUCUUCAUGAUGUAAGAUAUGUAACAAAUGUUGAUUUUUGUUAGAAUUCUUCAUAUGUGUAUCAAAUUCUAAUUUAUAUAAUAUGCAUUUAAAAAAAAAAUUGGAGUUUAUGGUUUCAGUUGGAAAAAGAGGUUGAAUGUGUAGAAGAUAUGAUAGUAUAGAUAUGUAAGUUUGGGGUUUAGGGAUUUUGAUUUUCGGGGUUUCACAUAUUUCGUUGUAAUUUCGUUGUAAAAAAAAACGCGGGCCUGGUAAUUUCCUCGUAAAGUUUAGGUUCGUCGUAACUUCGUUGUAAACCAUGAAUCGGGGUUUAGGGAUUUGAUUUGUGGUUUCAAAGAUUCGUUGUAAACACGUCGUAAACAAAAAAAGCGGGCCUGGUACAUUCGUCGUAAUUCCUGAAAGCACGUGUCCUCGUAAAUUCGUCGUAAACUGAAAC